Dunckerocampus dactyliophorus (ringed pipefish) is the source of this 5435-nucleotide messenger RNA. RefSeq names its product glucan (1,4-alpha-), branching enzyme 1b (gene gbe1b). NCBI's taxonomy places the organism in Eukaryota, Metazoa, Chordata, Actinopteri, Syngnathiformes, Syngnathidae. The coding region runs from base 119 to 2188 and encodes 689 amino acids. Gene Ontology annotation, molecular function: hydrolase activity, hydrolyzing O-glycosyl compounds; 1,4-alpha-glucan branching enzyme activity; cation binding. Gene Ontology annotation, cellular component: cytoplasm. Gene Ontology annotation, biological process: glycogen biosynthetic process. The record is from RefSeq and is a predicted model, not a curated record. The transcript has 16 exons.
GUCCGAUAAGAAGCGUUCCACUCUGGACACUCCUGCUCUUUGUUCACCGCGGCGCGAGUCCUUAAAAGGAACGAGCGGCGCUCGGUGCUCGAUUGCUUUUGGCUCGAGAAGGGAAACCAUGGCGGACCAGGAGUAUAAUGUUACCAUUCCUCAGUUCAACACUCUCCUUCAAAUGGACCCAUACCUCAAACCCUACGAGAAGGACUUCCACAGGAGGUAUGAGCUGUUCCAAAAGCAGCUUUUCCAGCUGGAAGAGGCCGAGGGAGGUUUUGACCAGUUCACGCGGAGCUACAGGACCUUUGGCGUGCAGCGGCGGCCCGACAACAGCCUGUUCUUUCGGGAGUGGGCUCCAGCUGCAGAGGCCCUCUUUCUCACCGGUGAUUACAAUGCCUGGGACAAAUUCUCCCACCCGUACACCAAGAGAGAUUAUGGCAAGUGGGAUCUGAUUCUCCCGCCCAGGCGUGACGGCUCUCCCGCUGUGGAUCACAACACCAAGCUCAAGGUGGUGGUUCACACCAAGGAAGGAGAGCGUCUCUAUCGGAUUUCGCCGUGGGCAAAAUAUGUGACCAAGGAGGAAAAAGGUGUCAUUUACGACUGGAUUCACUGGGAUCCCCCGCACCCGUACAUUCACAUCCACCCGCGGCCUCUGAAACCUACGCACCUGAGGAUCUACGAGGCCCACGUGGGCAUCGCUUCGCCGGAGGGCAAGAUCGCGUCGUACGUCAACUUCACAAACAACGUGCUGCCGCGUAUAAAGGACCUGGGUUACAACUGCAUUCAGCUGAUGGCCGUCAUGGAGCACGCCUAUUACGCAAGCUUUGGCUAUCAGGUUACCAGCUUCUUUGCGGCUUCCAGUCGCUACGGCAACCCGGACGAGUUGAAGCAGCUGAUUGACGUGGCGCAUUCGUUGGGCAUCGUGGUGCUGCUGGAUGUCGUCCACAGCCACGCGUCCAAGAACACCGAGGACGGCCUCAACGGCUUUGACGGGUCUGACUCGUGCUUCUUCCACUCACCUCCGCGGGGGGAGCACAGCCUAUGGGACAGCCGCCUCUUCAAUUACUCCAGCUGGGAAGUGAUGCGCUUCCUGCUAUCCAACCUGCGCUGGUGGAUGGAGGAGUUCAAGUUUGACGGCUUCCGAUUUGAUGGCGUCACGUCCAUGCUGUACCAUCACCAUGGAAUAGGAACCGGCUUCUCCGGGGACUACGGCGAGUACUUUGGCCUCCACGUGGAUGAAGACUCUCUGGUGUACCUGAUGUUGGCCAAUCACAUCCUGCACACUCUCUAUCCUGACUGCAUCACCAUCGCAGAGGACGUGUCCGGGAUGCCCGCCCUCUGCAGGGGAGUGAAGGAGGGAGGGCUUGGCUUUGAUUACCGCCUCGCUAUGGCCAUUCCUGACAAAUGGAUUCAGAUCCUGAAGGAGCUGAAGGACGAAGACUGGAACAUUGGCAACAUCGUCCACACGCUGACCAACAGGCGCUAUGGAGAGAAGAGCAUCGCCUACGCUGAAAGUCACGACCAGGCUCUGGUUGGGGACAAAACGCUGGCGUUCUGGCUGAUGGACAAGGAGAUGUACACCAACAUGAGCUCGCUGGCUCCCAUGACGGCUGUCAUCGAUCGGGGCAUGCAGCUGCACAAGAUGAUCCGCCUCCUCACUCACGGUCUGGGCGGGGAAGGAUACCUCAACUUUAUGGGGAAUGAGUUUGGUCACCCUGAGUGGUUGGAUUUCCCGCGGGAGGGCAACAAUGAGAGCUACCACUACGCCCGCCGGCAGUUCAACCUGGUGGACAUGCCUCACCUGCGCUACCGGCAGCUCUACGCCUUUGACCGCGACAUGAACCGCACCGAGGACAAGUACGGCUGGCUGGCCGCCCCGCCGGCCUUUGUGAGCGCCAAGCAUGAGGAGGACAAGGUCAUUGUGUUUGACAGGGCCAAUGUGCUCUUCAUCUUCAACUUCCACCCCAGCAAGAGCUUCCAGGACUACAAGGUUGCGGUGGAAGCGCCAGGAAAGUACAAAAUCAAGCUGGACUCGGACGAGGUUCUGUACGGAGGCCACGGACGGCUGGACCACAACACCGAGUUCUUCACCGAGCCGCAGCCCUUCAACGGCCGAGCCAAUUCCAUGCAGGUGUACAUCCCCUGCAGGACCGCCAUCGUCCUGGCCAAUGAGGAGAUGGAUUACUGUUAUUAGAGGACCAUUGUCUCUGCGCACACGCGUCAUCACAAAUGGAUUCCACCCUCAGACUGAGUGUUAACAAUCACCUUUGUCUUUUAAAGUGUCAACCUCACCAAACUCACUUUGUGUCUUGAUGGAACCCACACACACGCACACACACACGCACACACACACACACACACACACACACACACACACACACGCACUCAGUGAGCUAUUGUGCUUUCAAACACCAUCAAUGCAGCCCAGCUUGAUUGGUCCAUUUGGACCAUGCAGCAGCCUCCAAACGCUGCUUGAGUCCAUCUCGCCCAAGCCUGCAGCCUUUUAUUAGCGCUGUUAAAUGUGCUUUGUCGUGUGAUACACAAGCGUGGUGCAGGGAAGCAAUACACAACAACAACAACAGUGCGGUCAGAUGCUAGACUGAAAUGCCAUUUGUUUGGAUGAUAUCGAAGCGCUACUUUAACAUAAGGGUACCCUUAAUAAGGUGUUCUAAGUUGUUUGUUUCUUUUCCAUAAAGGUUUUGCAAGUGGUUAAUGACGUCGGUUGUGGCUUACAAACGCGCCUUUAUUACCAGUUGGUUGUUAAUGACUUCAUAAACUGGCUUAAUCAGACUCUACAGCAGGGGUGCCCAAACUUUUUCCACCGAGAGCCACACACUGAAAAAUCAAAGAGAUUUAACAUUUCGUAAACUAAUGUUAAAUAUAUUUAAAGGAAAAAAAGUGUAUUAUAAAUAUGAACUUUUUCUCUUUACAUUACCCUUUUUUGCUCAUAUUUGCAUUGAAUUAUUAUUUUUUCUUUCCAAAUAUUUCAACUAUACUGUGAAUCUUUGUUCCCAAAAUAUUUUGAUUUCAUUCUCAAAAUACAACUUUUUCCCGUUUCUUAUAUCACGACUUAAAACAAAACAUCUUUUUUUUUUACUUUAAUAUUUCAACUUUAUGCUUCUAAAAUAUUUUUCCUCCUCGUACUCCGACAUUGUUGUAAAAUGAUCACUUUUUGUCUUGAAAGAGUACCACUUUCUUUCGUAAUACAACUUUAUUUUCGUUUCAUUUUCAUGUUGUUUUCAUAAAAUCGCUGCUCUUUUCAUCCAUUUUUUCGGUUUUUCUGUUUAAUAGUAUUUUUAUAAUAUGCCAAGGCGCCAUUAAAAAAAAAAAAAAAAAAAAAAAAAACAGCUGCGUGCUGUAAAUGGCCCCCGGGCCCACUUUGUGCACCCCUGCUCUAUACAGCACUGCAAUCUAUUUGUGGCGGGAGCUAGAUGACAUCAUCGAUGAAUUUGCGCAUGUGGCCAUGAUGCAUGUGCAAAAAGUGAGCAAAAAGACCUGAAAACCAAAACAAAUUUUUCCCACGCCCCAGUUUUCGGAUGAUUCCGUUUUUGUUCACUGUCAUGGUUUUGGUUCAUUAUUGCACGUAACGGACUAGCCUGUUUGUCCUGCACUGUAACGUUCCGCAAAAUGGUGUGCCCAAACAAAGCACCCUACGCGUUCCCGACUCACUAAUCGGGCUUUUCUUUUUUUUUUGUGCAACUGCUAAAUAACCCACCAUGGGGCCAAAGAAAGUUGCGAGUGGCAACAAUUUGAUAAAGGUGAGAAACACGAUUGGAUUCCAUUUCGCCAGGAUUUUUGGCAGACGUUUUGGGACAAAUUAAUAGGACAAACCGAGGUGACACUGUACUUUUUUUUUUUUUUUUCAGAUGGGAAUGUGUUAUAUCGUUUUAUUAAUAUUAUAAAUAUUCAAUAAUUAAAAUUACUAGAAUUCAAUAUCAUUUUAAUAUAAUUAUUAGCCUAUAUUAAUUUAGCAAUUUUUAAUCAAUAUUAUUAAAUAUAUAUACAAUGAAAUGUAUUUUUUGGUUGAUAUUUUUGGGUGUCAGGAACGGAUUAAUUCGAUUUACAUGAUUUCCUAUUGAAAAAAUUGCAUGGGUUUUUGUGUGACCAUUUGGAACAAAUUAAUGAGAAAAAACGAGAAGAAAAAGUCCCACUGUACUUUUUUUUUAGACGAGGAUGAGCUCACAUUCAUAGUUGUAGAAAAUGUUAUGUCAAAGUAAAAUAGCCUGAUAUUUUAUAUCUUUGUAUUAUAUGAUUUUAUUCAUAUUAAAUAUUGAAUAAUUCAUUAUAAUUAAAACUGCUAGAAUUCAAUAUAAUUUUUAUAUAAUUGUUAUAUUAAUAUAGUAACUUUUUAUUUAAAUUAUUAAAAAUAUAUACUAUUAAAAUGUGUUCUUUGGUUGAUGUUUUUGGGUGUCUGGAACGGAUUAAUAGGAUUUACAAAAAUCCAGUUGCCUGAAAAGUUGCCUCGGUUUUCGCCGAACAUUUUGGAACAAAUGCAUAACAAAAGCCGAGGUACCGCUGUACGUUUACAAAUCCAAAUGAAGUUUCUUUGUGUUGUUUUUUAUGUGGGCACCCGCUGCUCGUUGAGAAGAGCACCACGUGCUUUCAUGUUCCAGUCUCCAAAGGCAUCCAAUAAGACGAUAAGAGAAAAAGCCGCUAGAUUUGUCAGUUUGUUGUACUUGUAAAUAAACACUGCAGCGUUGUAGAAUGAUGGUCUGCCAAUUAGUGAUCCCACUACCUUACCCAUUUUACGUCGUAAAGACUAGUUCCCCAUCAAUGACACAGUUCUUAUUUUUCCACUUGCAAAUAGCAGAUGUGUUUUACCAGCAAAGUGUGACGGUUACUUGCCAAAUAGUGAGGAUAGUUUAGCAACGCAUUAGUUGUUUUAAGGGUCCCCUAAUGUAAAGUGGCGCCGUGUCAGUAUUACCAAGUGAUUUGAGGGGCAUUGCCGUGAUAAAGAUGAAAUGCUGUAAUUUGCACAGAAUAACUUGUAUCAUUUGAAUAGUACUUUGAUGAGCAACUACAAAAGGUUGUGAUGGGUUUUUUUUUUUGUGUGUGUGUGUUUGUCACGUGACUCCAACGGUGACUUCCAACUUUAGCGCCGGUAAUUUCAAGCUCAUGAAGGCGCAGGUUUCUGUGCACUGUGCCGUCUCAAAUAAACGUGUCUACUGGAGAGGGUGGAUGGUUUUUACACGCUCGAAACAGACGUGUGAAAGCAGCCUAAUGUGUAGCCAAUGGAAACGCACAAAGACAUGGGAGAAUAGGCCUUGCUGGUGCUGGACUGCGAAGGACGGAAGCCUCAGCAUCGAGGUGUAGAGAAAACCAACCCACACGGGCCAGUGCCUGCUCUUUGACUCCACCACCCGGUAGAACACAAGCUAGCGGUAGCAGAACCCUCGAGGACAGAGCAGAGAAGACACAGGGACGCAUCAGAAAGGCUGCCU